AUGAGUAACCGCCAUCUGCCGGCUGGGCAGGGCAUACAAGCCGCACCUGGAGGCAUCAACGGCGGCAUGGAUUUGAAUGGAAACAUGGGGGGCCCUCGAAGGAGACAGCAGCAGUACAUGAAUCCCUAUCACCAACAUCAGCUGCAGAACCAACAUCCGCAGCACAUGAACCACAUGUACUCCAACUAUGCGCCGUAUGCUCCCCAGCAGUAUUAUGGCAUGCCGCCGCACCAGUAUCAGACUGGAGGAGUUCCAGCUCCCGGAUACAUGCCCUAUCAGAACUACAACACCAGGUCCCCGCCGCCCAUGCAGCAAUACGCCCCCAUGCCUCCGCUUGCUCCCGCCCCUGGCUUGCCCCAUACUCCGUCUUCGACACACUCGUCACAGCUGCUUCCUCCGCCCACGCCCACGACUCCUCAGACGCCUCCGGUCGUUCAGCCAGCCCCUGUGCCGGUGCCUGUCCAAGAGACGACUCCUGCUCCUGCUCCUGUUGCCCCUUCCCCUGUCGUUGCCCCUGUUGUCGAGUCACGCGAGCCUUUUCGCCCACCGCUUCCCUGGCUGUCACGCCCCGACGUCGAAUUUCCCUUUGAUGUCUCCGUGGAACAACAAAUCAACCAGGAGCCUGCGGCAUCUACUCAAAGCGAGCCAGCCCAAAAGCAAGAGGGAGGAUCUACUUCGACUUCUGAUCAUGCUGAAACCUCCAAAUCCGUAGGGGAAGAAGGGGCGACUAAAGCUUCCGCCAUAGCUGAUGCAUCUGGCACUCGCCCAGCUGCACCCGCUGUUCCUGUGGUCCCUGUGCUACCAAAUCAUGGCCCUAAGCCAUCCGCUUCUGAAGCUUCUGUGACGGCGGAGCAGGAAAAGAUCAACGGAGAUGCUGCCAAGUCUGAAGAUCAAGGGGCUGCGACUGAUGCCUCCCCUGAGGUCCAACCCAAUGGCACGAGCCACCCUCCAAGCCCCGUGGUUAAGGCUGCACCUACCAGCUGGGCAAAUCUCUUUGCCAAGCCAUCGGCUCGAGCUCAGACGGGAUUGAAUGGUUCAGCUGGUGGAGAUGUCGCCAAUGGAGAUUCAACAGACGCCACAAAUAACUUUCCUGGGUCAGCCUUUUCCAAAUCAAACGCCAGCUCUCUUGCUCAGGCAAUUCAGUCAUACCAAGUCGAGAACAAUGACAAGAUCGAUUUCCUUGAGCCGCGCGGACUCAUCAACACUGGUAAUAUGUGUUACAUGAACUCUGUGCUGCAAGUGCUCAUGUUCUGUGUGCCGUUUUAUGACUUGCUUGACCAAGUCGGCAAAAAGGCCGCCCACAGCUUCAAGAGCGAGACUCCUCUGAUUGAUGCCUUGAUCAUGUUCAUGAGGGAAUACAGUGUGCUCAAAUCAUCUGCGUCCGUUGAUCAGCUCAAUCGAAUUCUGAAGAACGAAGAUCUCGAACGUUACGGCGAGCCCUUUACCCCUGAGUUUGUCUACGACGCUAUCCGGCAGCUCUCCCGAUUUGCUAGCAUGCGACGUGGUCAUCAGCAGGAUGCAGAGGAGUUCUUGGGUUUCCUGCUUCAGUCACUUGACGAUGAGUGUACCCACGUCAUGAAGGAUUUGCCAGUUGGACACGAGGAAGUACCUUCAUCCGACGCUUCUACUGGGGGAUCUGUUGCGGCUUCUGACGAUUGGCUUGAAGUCGGCCGCAAGCAACGCGCCGCCGUCUCUCGUUUGUCAGGCCAUAAUACGUCAACCCCCAUCACCAAGAUCUUUGGUGGUCUUUUGAGAUCCGAGUUUCGCGUGCCAGGGCUGAAGGACUCCAUCACGACCGAGCGCUACCAACCUCUCCAGCUAGACAUUGGAUCUCCUGAUGUCAGAAAUGUUGUUGAUGCCCUACGUGGACUGACUCGUCCAGAGCGUCUUCAAGGAGACUUCAACUCCCCUCGUGGAAAGGAUGUCACGGCCACGAAACAAGUCUUUAUUGAAACCCUACCACCUGUCUUGAUCCUACACCUCAAACGAUUCCAGUUUGAUGCUGAAGGCCAUGGAACUGUCAAGAUCUGGAAGAAGAUUGGAUAUCCUUUGGAGCUUGAAAUCCCCCGUGAGGCUUUGUCGAGACAGAAACGCCAGAACCUUGAUGAUGCUUCAAUGCCUAGAUACAAGCUCAUUAGCGUGGUGUAUCACCACGGAAAGAAUGCUAGUGGCGGCCACUACACAGUCGACGUGAGGCGACAAGAUGGUCGCGAGUGGAUUCGGCUGGAUGACACCGUCAUUCGGCGCAUCCGGCCCGAAGACGUUGCCGAAACUGGGACCGAGGAAGACACCAAGGAGGCACGCAAGGAUGCCACCUCGAACGUUAGCAGCAACCGGUUCGGAGCCAUGAACGAUGACGACACUGGCGACGAGGACGGUUGGAAGCAAGUCACUGCGCCAACUAACGGUGGCAAGCGAUGGAGCAGUGUUGUCAACGGUGGAGCUAAUGGAGCUGUCAAGGAGAAGCAAGUCAAGGACAGCAUCAAAGAUAACAAGGUCGCAUAUCUCUUGUUUUAUCAGCGUAUAUAA
Molecule: messenger RNA, 2529 nt
Organism: Trichoderma breve
Lineage: Eukaryota; Fungi; Ascomycota; Sordariomycetes; Hypocreales; Hypocreaceae
Product: ubiquitin carboxyl-terminal hydrolase domain-containing protein
Exons: 6
Coding region: 1-2529 (842 amino acids)
Biological process (GO): protein deubiquitination
Cellular component (GO): nucleus; cytosol
Molecular function (GO): cysteine-type deubiquitinase activity; cysteine-type endopeptidase activity
Source: RefSeq, a predicted model, not a curated record